Messenger RNA from Cornus florida, 4375 nucleotides. Its product is annotated as zinc finger protein BRUTUS-like At1g74770. Bases 861 to 4229 code for a protein of 1122 amino acids. The record is from RefSeq and is a predicted model, not a curated record. Gene Ontology annotation, cellular component: nucleus. Gene Ontology annotation, biological process: ubiquitin-dependent protein catabolic process; protein ubiquitination. The transcript has 12 exons. Lineage: Eukaryota; Viridiplantae; Streptophyta; Magnoliopsida; Cornales; Cornaceae. Gene Ontology annotation, molecular function: ubiquitin protein ligase activity; zinc ion binding.
UCUCCAUUUUCUGUUUUAAGCUUUAAUUUUUUAGCUUGUGCUCUUUGGUAUGGACUAAAUUGGAAUUUUAAUCCUUGAUUUUCUUGGUGGUUGAAUUAUUUUGUUAUAUACCAAGAUUUUGAUUUAUGGCACAAUUAAUGAGGUUUAUAAGAAAUAUCAAUGUCAGUGUUAGAGCAAUUAUUUGUGGAAUGUUUACCUAAGUUGACUUUUGCAUUAGAUUGCCCCUAUGGAUUGUCUUCUAGCAUAUAUAUAUAUAUAUACAUACACACACACUCGCCUUAGAAACACUGUCGAAUGGAAGAGAAUUAAAUUGAUUUGAGUUUGAUGGAAUUUUAUCCGUUGGAAAUUUCUGAUUACUUGUCUCAAAUUCUUGUACUAGUUAGGUUUAUUUAUGGGGAUUAUCUUUGGUGAAAGUUUUUAUUGGGAUUUACUUGGUCCUUCAUGAAUUUUUGUGCAUGAAGUUUUUAUUGGGCUUAUGAGAGUGUACGAGAGAUGUCUACGAGGGUUCAUAGAAUUUGUAGAGAUGUGAGGGAGAGAGGGGAGGAACUCUAAGGGAUAGAAGAAGGUAUUGUUUCAGGGUUCAGGAGUCAGGACAAAGGAUGAGUAAGAAAGCGGGGAGUUGGACUGAUUCAACACUCCGAUGACAUUGAGCUGGAAAACAGGUUAUCUUUCUGGCACUUGACGUACGCAUAAAGAAUGUGGCGAAUACAUAUUCGCUUGAACAUGAAAGCAUAGAUUACCUCUUUGAAUCUUUGUUUAAUUACCUGAAUGCUUUAGUGAAGGAAGAUGAAAAUAUCUCCGGGACAUUUCAAGAACUUGUAAUUUGCAUCAGCACCAUCCAGACGACCAUUUGCCAGCAUAUGGUUAAAGAGGAAGAACAGGUUUUUCCUUUGCUAAUGCAGCAAUUCUCUCCUAAAGAACAGGCGUCACUUGUUUGGCAGUUCAUGUGUAAUGUUCCCGUAACACUAUUGGAAGAUUUUUUGCCAUGGAUGGCUUCUUUUCUUUCUCCAGAUGAACAAAUAAAUGCUUUGCAUUGUUUAAAAGAAGUUGUACCUAAGGAAAAACUAUUGCAAGAGGUGGUGAUUUCCUGGAUUGAUAACAAAAAUCAGCCUUCAUUUGGGGCCUUCACUAAUACUGGAAAAGGAGUUCAAUGUCCUGAUGGUCCCGCAAAUUUGAAAGAUAUAUUCGAUGCGUACACAUCUAGGAGCGUCUGUUUGGACAAAUGGCAGUGGAGGAAAGAAUCUUCUAUCCAGACAACUGUUAGACGCAAUCCUGUUGAUGGUCUUCAUCUUUGGCAUGGUGCUAUCAGAAAAGAUUUGAAAAGAAAUUUGGAAGAGCUAUAUCAAAUAAGAAGCUCAAACAAUAUUUCAACUUUACCUUCAGUAGUCAUCCAGUUAAAAUUUUUUGCAGAUGUCCUCAUCUUCUAUAGGAAUGCACUGGAUAAAAUCUUUUACCCCAUGUCAAAUGAACUUGUCAAAGUCUGCCCAUCUCCCUCUUUUGAACAAUUCCCAGUUGAAAGUCAAAUUGAAAGUUUACAGAGGUUGCUUUACUCUAAGGUUCAAAAUGGGAUACCUACAUUCAACUUCAUGGAGAAACUGUGUGGGGAACUGGAGUUAUUUUUUAUGGGGAUUAGCAAACAAAUGGUUUUUCUAGAAACAGAGGUUUUCCCUAUUUUUAGCAAGAACUGCAGCCAUGAAAUGCAGCGGUGGCUACUGUACACAAGCCUUCUCAUGAUGCCCCUUGGUUUGCUGAAGUGUGCGAUCACCUGGUUUUCAGCUCAUUUAACCGAGGAUGAAUCGAAGUCCAUAUUGUAUUGCAUAAAGCAAGGGGGUCCCUUAGUCAAUCGUUAUUUGGCAUCUCUUUUGUAUGAGUGGGUACGCAUUGGUUAUUCAGGUAAAACAUCCACUGAAAAAUUCAGAAGAGAUUUGCAGAAAAUGUUCAAUAGCAGAACCUCAUUUCUGUCUGAACAUAUCAAGGAGGAUUCGGGAGUUUCUUGCUUACAGUUGGGUAUGCAAUCCUGCAGCAAACCUAACCCUGGUUCAUUGGAGCCAAAGUCAGAUGUCCAGGGGAAAAACUGCAUGUUUAAUUCUUCAUCUUCUGGAUCCAACACCACUGAUCAAUAUGACACAUCAUACUCUAGUGGGAUCAAUUUGCAUAUACUCCUUCCUAGAACGUUAAAGAAAUUGUCACCAUAUCCUAAAUUUCCAGCUGACAACAGUGGUGUUAAUUCCAUCUUUACUCUUGAACCUAAGCCAAUGGACCACAUAUUUUUCUUCCACAAAGCUCUCAAGAAAGAUUUGGAAUACCUCGUCUUUGUUUCAGCUAAGCUGGCUGAAAAUGCUGGGUUGUAUGUGGAUUUCCAUCGGCGCUUCAAUCUUGUGCGAUCUUUAUAUCAAAUUCAUAGUGAUUCUGAGGAUGAGAUUGCCUUUCCAGCUCUAGAGGCAAAGGGAAAAGCCCAAAACAUUAGCCACUCCUAUUCCAUUGACCAUAAAUUGGAAGUUGAACACUUCAAUAAAAUUUCCCUCAUCCUAGAUGAGAUCUCUAAAUUGCAUGUUUCAGAUUCUAUUAUUGAUGUGGAUAAAUGGGAUAAAAAGAUGCUAAAGUUCUGUAGUCUGUGUGUAGAGCUCCAUAGUAUGUGCAAAUCUAUGCAUAAUAUACUUUGUGAGCAUGUCCAUCGUGAAGAAAUUGAACUUUGGCCUCUAUUCAGAGAAUGCUUCUCCCUUGAUGAGCAAGAAAAAAUAAUAGGAAGCAUUCUUGGAAGAACAAGAGCAGAAGUUCUGCAAGAAAUGAUACCCUGGCUCAUGGAAUCUCUUUCACCAGAAGAACAGAAUGCCAUAAUGUCCUUAUGGCGCAAGGCCACCAAAAAUACAAUGUUUCAUGAAUGGUUAGGAGAAUGGUGGGAAGGUAUGAAGAGGUAUGAAUAUGAUAUAGUUAAGGUGGAAGAAGAGUCAAAUAUCCCUCCUUCAUGGAUUGCAGAUCCACUGGAAGUUAUCUUAAAGUAUCUGCCAAAAGAAAAUUUUAAUGGUCAAGGAGGGAUUCUCCGGGACAAUGGCGUCAAAUUUCCACGAAAAGGUUCUCCCAGUUCUUUUACUGAGCUGCAUGGAAAUCUUAGCGUGGAUGACAAAGAGAAGACUCUCAAUGGAAACCAAAAUAAUUACAAAUGUUCAGAUUAUACAGUAUUUUCUGGUGAGGUUGGCAAGAAGAGAUCUAAUGAAAUAGAAGAUGCCACUGAUCAAGUUAGUAAACCGGAUAAGCUUGUGCAAGUCAGUAAAAACUUCAGGAACCAGGAACACCUUCUCUCACUCAACCAAGAAGAACUGGAGGCUGCAAUUAGAAGAGUAUCCCGUGACACUACUUUAGAUCCUCAAAAGAGAUCAUACAUAAUCCAGAACCUGCUAAUGAGCCGUUGGAUUGUUAGACAGCAAAAGUCUCAUUCUGAAGUUACUGUCUCAAGUAAUAAGGAAGAAGUUCCAGGUCAGUGUCCAUCAUAUCGGGGCCCUCUUAAAUCUAGUUUUGGCUGCAAACACUACAAGAGGAACUGUAAGCUUGUUGCUGCCUGUUGCAACCAGCUUUAUACGUGCAGAUAUUGCCAUGAUGACGUGGCUGAUCAUUCUAUGGAUAGGAAAGCAACCACCAAGAUGAUGUGCAUGAAAUGCUUGACAAUUCAGCCAGUUGGUCCCACAUGUUCCACUGCUUCUUGUCAUGAUUUAUCCAUGGCAAGAUACUAUUGCCGGAUCUGCAAACUGUUUGAUGAUGAGAGGGAAAUUUAUCACUGCCCUUACUGUAACCUGUGCCGAGUUGGGAAAGGAUUGGGCAUUGACUAUUUUCAUUGUAUGAAUUGCAAUGCUUGCAUGUCACGGUCUCUUGCAGUGCAUACAUGCCGUGAGAAGUGCUUUGAGGACAACUGCCCAAUCUGCCACGAAUACAUCUUCACAUCAAGCUCUCCAGUUAAGGCCCUUGCAUGUGGUCAUUUGAUGCACUCGGCAUGUUUUCAGGACUAUACUUAUACCCACUAUACCUGCCCAAUUUGUAGCAAGUCACUUGGGGACAUGCAGGUGUACUUUGGAAUGUUAGAUGCAUUAUUGGCUGAAGAGAAAAUUCCAGACGAUUAUUCUGGCCAGACUCAGGUCAUAUUAUGCAAUGACUGUGAAAAAAGAGGAACUGCUUCAUUUCAUUGGCUCUAUCACAAGUGCUCUUAUUGUGGUUCAUACAACACCAGGCUUCUAUGACAUUUCUGCAGUGAGUGUAAAUAGUUGAUUCUCUCAACCCACUAUAUAGGAAAUUUGAUCUUGUUAACUUGUAUAGCUGUAAUAACUUGGUGUUAGGUGAAACCACUCUAUAUCUUUGAAUAAAUGUAUUUUUGUCCUUGGGGAUA